AUGAGCGCCACGGCCGACUACUUCACCACUCUUCCCACCAACCUCAAGCUUGAUAUUAUCAACGCUCGCCUCGAUGCCGCCAAGGCCGCUCACCCCAUCAUCCCGAAGGCUGGGGAAAACUUCACUGAGGUCGACGUCGCUGCCUCCCAGAAGGAACUCGCCAAGGUCGUUGCAGAGCGCGAUGCACUUGUCAACGAAGUCCUUGCCGAGGCCGACAACUUCCUCGGCCUCAACUUCGGAUCCAUCGCGAAGACCAUCGGCAAAGUUGCAGGUGAUAUUGCUGGCGCCGCCGGCAAGGCCAUCUCCAUCGCCGACAAGAUUGGACCCAUCGUCCAGAAAGUCGGUCAGGCGAAGGGUAUCCUCGAAGGCAUCACUGGCGCUCUGGCCCAAUCUAGCAAUCUCGUUGAGGACGAGCAGCAGACGAAGGAGAUUCUGGCUACCGCACAGAAGGCCGAGGACCUCAAGGCAGCUCUGGCUCGCGUUGAAGGUAGCCUCAAGGUUCUCGACGAGCACAAAGCGGCAUUGACCGCUGAAUCCUUCACUGACACCGAGCCGGAAGCAGAGAACUUCCUCCCUGCCAUCUUUGGCGCCGUUACGACUGCCAUUGACAUCGUCAAGCAGUUCAUUUAG
Molecule: messenger RNA, 630 nt
Organism: Cyclocybe aegerita
Lineage: Eukaryota; Fungi; Basidiomycota; Agaricomycetes; Agaricales; Hemipholiotaceae
Source: the annotation of a GenBank genome assembly